Molecule: messenger RNA, 960 nt
Organism: Darwinula stevensoni
Lineage: Eukaryota; Metazoa; Arthropoda; Ostracoda; Podocopida; Darwinulidae
Source: the annotation of a GenBank genome assembly
CUGCGGUCGACAGAAGUGGGAAGCGCGACCUCGACGACCGAGGCUUUCGAGUUCGAAUCGGAGCUGAACGUUAUCGAGAAUCCAAAUCGCGAACCGAACGAUUCCCGUCUCCCGUCUCGUCGCCGCUUCAGUGCGGGAUCGGAACCCGUCUGACGAUGACAAGAGACGGGAAGAAGCUCUCGAUCGGAGAGGGACAUCUUUCCGUGCAAGUACGGCUUCCUCCAGUCACGAGUAUCGCUCAGAAUGCAGACACAGAGAUAGAGGGACCAUGAGUGAGGACGAGAGGAUAUGACGUAACCUUUUCCAUAGAGAGAAGGACCACCCAUACGUAUACAUUCACAUAGAGUGUGGUUGGAGGAGGACGGUGGGACGAUGGAGUGGAGGACGUGGUUGUGGGUGCUGGUGGUGAUGUGCAGUUGUGAUGUGUGGUUGAGGGUGGCGGUUGGGUUCAACCUGGACAUUGAAAACUCCCGCAUCUAUAAGGGGAAAAGCAACACUAUGUUCGGAUUUAGUGUUGCUCAGCACGUCAGCCGGGGAGAGAGUUGGUUGUUGGUAGGAGCACCACGGGCGCAGACCAAGCAACCAGGUGUUAUACGAGGAGGUGCCGUCUACAAAUGCGAAGCAUCUCGACAAGGUUACACCUGCCAAGACGAGAUCCCGUUCGACCGAGCAGAUCAAAAGACUCUUUUUGAGUCCCCGGGAGGUCACCACGGUCAUUAUAUACGGAGAAGAAUAGCCAUCCGCAAUACGAUGCAAUUUGAACUUCAGGUGUUGUCCCUCGGUGGACUGCCGGGAAAAAGAGGAACCGAGUCACGAGUGAAAUGUGAUCUACCAGCGCUCAGCCUUCCGGGGAGGCGGGGUUGUACCAAGACAGAGACCAGAGCAGACGGGGAGAUUCCUCGAAUCAGGCGAGCAUCCUCAGAGCCACUCGUGCUGAGGGGACCCCCUCUGCGCGCGUAG